GGAAGUUAGAAGUAAACUAACACAAGACAAACGCAGUCUUUCAUACACUUCACAUUUUACACGCUUCAGCCAAAACUCACUGUCUCUCUCUCUUGUUCUUCACAUGACUCGUCCUUUCAGGCUCCUUGGCGCCGCCAACUCCUCGGCCACUUCCGAGCCGUCGUCCGAUCAAUCAGCCACCGUCAACUCCGACUUCGUCGUCAUCCUCGCGGCUCUCCUAUGCGCCCUUAUUUGCGUCCUCGGUCUCAUUGCUGUCGCCCGCUGUGCCUGGCUUCGCCGAAUCUCCGGCGGUGGUUCUACCUCCAAUCCCCCAGCUACGUCCCGACCGGCGCCGCCCGCAAACAAAGGCCUCAAGAAGAAGAUCCUCAAGUCCCUCCCCAAAGACACCUUCUCAGCUGAUUUCUCCGCCAAAUUCUCCGAUUGUGCGAUCUGUCUAACGGAGUUCGUCGCCGGGGACGAAAUCCGGGUACUCCCGCGGUGCGGCCACGGUUUCCACAUCGCUUGCAUCGACACGUGGCUGGGUUCCCAUUCUUCAUGCCCUUCCUGCCGCCAAAUUCUCGUAGUCGCCAGGUGCCAAAAGUGCGGGGGUUUCCCCGGACCUGGCGCUUCAACUUCCGGAACCGACACCGAGGCUAGAUUGAAAGAGCGUGAAGAUGAUGUCAACAGGUUCUUACCUUAGCCAAAGCCAGUUACUGUGGGCUAAGGAUUCCUCGAUUUCUUUUUUCCUUCCUUUUCCAAGUUAAGUAUGGUUAGGUCAGAUUUUUCGUUAGCUAAUUUACCUCCGCCAAUUAUUACUACUAUUACCACGAGUAGCAUAUAGGCUUUGAUUUAUUUGAAUUGUAUCUAAUAGUAUUUGAUUUGCUGUAUGUAUGUAUGUAUAGUUGAACUUAUAUAUUUGUGUGUGAAAUAUAAAUAUGGGUAGAACUCAGAUUCC
Hibiscus syriacus is the source of this 934-nucleotide messenger RNA. Its product is annotated as RING-H2 finger protein ATL80-like. The transcript has a single exon. The record is from RefSeq and is a predicted model, not a curated record. Lineage: Eukaryota; Viridiplantae; Streptophyta; Magnoliopsida; Malvales; Malvaceae. Bases 104 to 679 code for a protein of 191 amino acids.